Messenger RNA from Saprolegnia parasitica CBS 223.65, 664 nucleotides. RefSeq lists its product as hypothetical. The transcript has a single exon. NCBI's taxonomy places the organism in Eukaryota, Oomycota, Saprolegniomycetes, Saprolegniales, Saprolegniaceae. The record is from RefSeq and is a predicted model, not a curated record. Gene Ontology annotation, cellular component: extracellular region. Bases 1 to 552 code for a protein of 183 amino acids.
AUGGCCGACGACGCUGGCUUUCGCUCCAGUCUCAGAACUCAUUUCUUAACUUCGAUCAUGAAGACAACGACGCCGAUGCUGCUUGCGCUCGCGGCUGCCUGCGUGCAGUCCCAAGACGCGCUGCAGUACGACUGCGACCAAGGCUCGGUCGCUCUCGGCUUUGGCCCGAUCAUUGGCAACCUCAACGACUGCGCGCGCGCGUCCGGCUACAACUUUGUGCCGGUGCCCAAGAGCCGCCCGACCCAAGACCAGCUCAGUGCGUUCUGCUCCGUGCCCGAGUGCUCGAGCGUGGCCCAGAAGUACCUCUCGAUCCGCCUCCCAGUCUGCGCGUUCGACCUUGACGGCCAGCGCGUCGUCGCCAAGGACUUUUUCAGCACGCUCUGCACGCAGUACGCCAACCUCACGGCCCCGCCGACGGUAGCGCCGACGCCUGCACCCGUGACCUCGACCAAGGCGCCGGCCGACGCUGGCCCGACAACGACGACGUCGGGCGCAACGACAGCGUCGGUCGUGUCGGUCGUGUCGGCAGCGCUUCUUGCGGCCCUCCUGUAGACACGGCCACUCGUCGUCUCUGUCGGUGCAUGUACAUACAGCGUGAUACUUAACUAGAAGAGGACUCCAUGGGCAUAAAUAUAGCAACAUGACCUCGGCUUACAUAUCGUCG